CCCGUCCUUGCACGGAUGGCCGUGCCGCGGGAGCCGCCCGCCGCCCCGGCUCUGCCGCCCGCCGCCGCCGCCGCCGCGCCCUCGUUCGGCGCGGCCAGCGCGCUGGUGGCGCGGCGCUACUCGUGCCUGGUGGCGGCGCCGCGCCGGCGGCACGUGGCGCUGCCCCCGCGCUUCCUGGGCCGCAAGCGCUCCGGCAUCCGCGCGCAGCUGGACGCCGAGCUCCUGCGCUACUCCGAGAGCCUGCAGGGCGUGCCGGUGGCUUACGACAACAUCAAAGUGGUGGGGGAGCUCGGCGACAUCUACGACGACCAGGGAUUCAUCCACCUGGACGUGGAGGCGGACUUCAUCAUCUUCAGCCCCAAGAAAGGGAAGAAGCUGGUGGGCAUAAUUAAUAAAGUGGCCCCUAGUCACAUUGGCUGCCUGAUACAUGGAUGCUUCAAUGCAUCUAUCCCUAAGCCUGAACAAAUGUCCCUUGCACAGUGGCAAGAGCUGGGGUUAAAAAUAGGGGAUGAACUGAAAUUUCAGGUGUUGCACUUGGAUUCUGAUACAGCUGGGGUGUUCUUCAUUCGAGGAGGACUCACUAAAAGCAGCAUGCGGCCCAAAAAAUCUGAUGCAGUCCCUGAAAGUACAAAUGGGGACGAAAUUCAAAAGCUUGACCACCAGGAAAAUGGCCUGAAUAACAGUGGCGAAGAUAAUGUCACAGAAGAGCCUUUAAAUGGGAUGGGUAACCUGGGGAGGGAAAAUGAAGAAGAGCCCAGUGUUGAUGCUGUGAAUGGAGUAUGCGAUGAUAAAAAGAAGAAGAAGAAAAAGAAAAAGGACAAGGACAAAGACAAACAAGGAGAACAGGAACUUGUAUUGCCUACCAGUGACUCCAGUGGUUACCAAAGUGACCAUAAAAAGUCAAAGAAAAAGAAAAGAAAGCAUUGUGAUGAAGUUGAAGAAAGUGAACUAUCUCAGCUGUCAGAAAAACCCAAAGCAAAAAAGAAAAGGACUAAGGUCUGAAGUGUCUUUCCUGCAAUACAUUUCAGAUGUUUUUGAUAAAUUUCAAUAAAAACCUGUUUUGAAAA
This is a messenger RNA of Haemorhous mexicanus (house finch), 1067 nucleotides long. RefSeq names its product RNA polymerase I subunit F (gene POLR1F). The transcript is spliced from 4 exons. The record is from RefSeq and is a predicted model, not a curated record. Gene Ontology annotation, biological process: DNA-templated transcription; DNA-templated transcription initiation. NCBI's taxonomy places the organism in Eukaryota, Metazoa, Chordata, Aves, Passeriformes, Fringillidae. Gene Ontology annotation, cellular component: RNA polymerase I complex. The coding region runs from base 16 to 1002 and encodes 328 amino acids.